This is a messenger RNA of Dentiscutata erythropus, 650 nucleotides long. The record is from the annotation of a GenBank genome assembly. NCBI's taxonomy places the organism in Eukaryota, Fungi, Glomeromycota, Glomeromycetes, Diversisporales, Gigasporaceae.
AAGAAUUUUUCAGCAAUGAAGAAACACCUGUAAAGAAGACUACUAAAAAGAAAAAAGAAUCAAAAGAAGACCUGAUAGAACAAUUAGUAAAACAAUUUAAAGAAUUGAAAAUUGAAAUAGCAAAGAUUGAAAGACCCCAAAAUAAUGAUAUUAAAUGUUGCAAUUGUGAAAAGAGAGGUCACUUUAAAAAAGACUGCAGAAGCUUAAGAAGAAAUAACAAUAAUAAUUAUGGAUUUAACAAUAGUAACAAUAAUUUUAACAGAAAUAAUUAUCAAAACAAUAAUACAAAUAAUAAUAAUCAACAAGAAAAUAGAACAAAUCGAAAUGAAAAUGGAAGAAGAAACAAUAAUCAAUACAAUAACAGAAAACAAUACAAUAAUAGAAAUCAAAAUCAAAAUAAUAAUAAUCAAAAUAACACUCCUAUUAAUUUUAUAAGUAUUGAAGAAACUGAUGAAUAUAAUACGGAUAAAGAAGUAAAAGAGAUUACAACACUAUUAAAUGAAAACUUUGAUAGUUUUGGAAAUUUAAAAAGGAGAACUGUAAGACCAGAAGUAAUUUAUGAUUAUAAAACUGAUCCAAAAAGAAAAAGGAAUAAAAAUUUUGAACCAGAACCAAUGGAAUGGACACCAAAUAAAAAUAAAAAGAAAAUG